Molecule: messenger RNA, 1323 nt
Organism: Limanda limanda (common dab)
Lineage: Eukaryota; Metazoa; Chordata; Actinopteri; Pleuronectiformes; Pleuronectidae
Product: G-protein coupled receptor 22-like
Exons: 3
Coding region: 1-1323 (440 amino acids)
Biological process (GO): G protein-coupled receptor signaling pathway
Cellular component (GO): membrane
Molecular function (GO): peptide binding; G protein-coupled receptor activity
Source: RefSeq, a predicted model, not a curated record
AUGCACACAUCUCCCAUGCUGAUCUCUGCAGCCACCAUGAGCAACAUGACUGUGAUUGACACUGCUGACCCCUAUGACCUUGACAUGACCUCAUCUGAGGCCGUCUACCCCAUCAGCUUCCAGGUUUCUCUGACAGGCUUCCUGCUUUUGGAGAUAGUUUUGGGUCUGAGCUCAAACCUCACUGUGCUAGUCCUCUACUGUAUGAAACAGAACCUCAUCAGCUCCGUCUCCAACAUCAUCACCAUGAACCUGCAUGUGGUGGAUGUGUUGGUAUGUGUAUGCUGCAUUCCAAUGACAGCUGUGGUGGUGCUACUUCCUUCAGAGGCAGACACAGCCAUGAUGUGCUGUUUCCAUGAGGCCUGUGUUUCUUUUGCAAGCGUAGCUACUGCUGCUAACGUCCUUGCCAUCACUGUGGACCGCUAUGACAUCUCAGUACGGCCAGCAAACCGUGUGCUUACGAUGAGCCGGGCAGUGGCUCUCCUGGGAUCUAUCUGGGGUUUAUCCUUUUCCAGUUUCCUGGUUCCCUUCGUGGAAGUAGGCUUCUUCAUCAACUCUGGCUCAGACCUGUUGAACCAGACUGCUGUGGUCACAGUAGCUCAUACAAACGAGUACUACACAGAGAUGGGUUUGUACUAUCACCUGCUAGCGCAGAUCCCUAUAUUCUUUUUCACAGCAGUAGUAAUGCUGGUGACUUACUACAAAAUCCUUCAGGCACUUAAUAUUCGUAUUGGGACUCGCUUUCAGCAGAACUUGCCUAAAAAAAAGCACAAGAGUAAAAAUACUAUCUCUUUAAGCACUGCGACACAAGCAGAGUCGACAGAUGCUUCACAGAGCAGCACAGGAGUGAAGGCAGGUGGAAAUGCACCUCUGGGCAUGCGGGCUUCAGUGUCCGUCAUUAUUGCUCUAAGACGAGCAGUAAAACGUCAUCGGGAAAGACGGGAGAGACAGAAGCGAGUCUUCAGGAUGUCUCUUCUUAUCAUCUCCACGUUCUUACUUUGCUGGACUCCAAUAACUGUGCUCAACACCAUCAUCCUCAGCACUGGGCCCAGUGAUUUAACUGUACGCCUCCGGCUGGGCUUCCUGGUGAUGGCCUAUGGGACAACUAUCUUUCACCCUCUCCUCUAUGCCUUCACAAGGCAGAAGUUCCAAAAGGUUUUGAAGAGCAAAAUGAAGAAGAGGGUGGUGUCUGUAGUUGAAGCUGACCCCACACCAAACAAUGUGGUCAUCCAUAACUCAUGGAUUGACCCCAAGAGAAACAAGAAGGUGACCUUUGAGGACACAGAAGCAAGACAAAAAUGUCUAUCCACACAGGAUCCGCAGUAA